CUGUUAACUUCAAUUUGAACAAAGGCUCAAUAAACUCAGACUCAUUUUUCUGUUGUGUCGAUCUAAUUCGCAGGAUAAGAAAAUUCGCCCAAUCAACUUCAAGACUUCAACCUUUGAUUUGAUUUAGUCACUCCCACCAAGCAAUGGCUAUGUUUGCUUCUGCUUCUUCCCGAGUGAAAUAUGAUGUUUUCAUCAGCUUUCGAGGUUCAGACAUCAGAUUUGGUUUUCUCAGCCAUUUGACAACGGCAUUGCGUGGAAAGCAGAUAGAUGUCUAUGUGGAUGACAGGCUUGAGAGAGGGGAUGAAAUAUCAUUGGCACUUAAGGAAGCCAUAGAAGGAUCAAUGAUUGCAUUGGUCAUAUUCUCAAAAGAUUAUGCUUCUUCAAAGUGGUGCUUGCAAGAGCUUGUCAAAAUCAUGGAAUGUAAGGAAGUAAGUGGACAAAUUGUGUUACCAGUUUUCUAUUGUGUAGAUCCUUCAGAUGUCAGGCGUCAAAAACGAACUUAUGCAGAUGCAUUUGCACAUCUUGAACUGAAGUUCAAGGAUAACUCAAACGAGUUGAAAAAUUGGAGAUCUGUCUUGAAGAAAACCGCAGACUUAUCUGGUUAUCAUUCAUCAAAUUUUCAAAACGAAGCACAGCUCAUUGAUGCAAUAGUCCAAGAUGUCCUAAAAAAACUGGAAGAUAACAACCCGGUUGUACCACAAUAUCAUCUAGUUGGAUUUGAUCAAAAUCUCGCCAUUGUUGAAUCAUUAAUGAAAAUUACGUCACAAGAAGUUCGAGUUCUUGGUAUUUGGGGUAUUGGUGGGAUAGGCAAAACAACCCUGGCUCGAGCUACAUUUGACAAAUUCUCUUCUCAAUUUGAAAGCUGUUGCUUCAUAGAAAAUGUGAGAGAGGAAUCAACAAAGAGCAAUGGUUUGUGUCAUUUGCGUCAAACGCUUCUUUCUAAGCUAUUAGACCAAGAUGAAGAUGUCCGCAUAGAUAUGAAUGGUGCAAGGAGAAGGCUGUCAUGGAAAAAGGUCUUGAUUGUGCUUGACGAUGUGUCCGAUUCAAAGCAAUUAAAAGUUUUAGCUGGACAACAACUUUACUUGGGGCCUGGCAGUAGAGUAAUUGUAACAAGUAGAGACAAGCAUGUUUUUAGGAGUGGAGGGGUUCGUGACGAAUAUAUACAUGAAGUCAAAGAGUUGAAUUUUGAAGAAUCACUAAAACUUUUUUGUGUACAUGCCUUCAAUCAAACUCAUCCCAAUAUUGAAUAUGAAGAGCUAUCAAAAAUGACAGUUGCCUAUGCUAAAGGCAUUCCUCUAGCUUUAGGAGUUUUGGGUUCCCAUUUUCAUUCGAGAAAUAAAAGAUAUUGGGGAAGUGAGCUUGACAAAAUCAAAACUUAUCCCCAUACAGGAAUACAAAGUAUAUUGAAGGUUAGUUAUGAUGGAUUAGAUGUCAUGGAUAGGGAAAUAUUUUUAGACAUUGCAUUUUUUUUCAUUGGAGAAGGCAAAAAUCAGGUUACUCGAGCACUAGAGGCUUGUGGUUUCAGAGCAAUUAGUGGAAUUGAGAAUCUCAUAGAUAAAGCUCUCAUAAAAACAAAUCAUGAUGGGAAAAUUGUAGUGCAUGAUUUGUUUCAAGAAAUGGGUAAGCAAAUAGUUCGUGAGGAAUAUCCAAAACAUCCUGAAUUACGUAGCCGAUUAAAUGAUGCGGAUGAAAUUUGUGAGGUAUUGCAAAGGAACAGGGGAACUGAUAAAAUUGAAGGCAUCAUAUUGGAUUGGAAUAGAAUAAAUCAUUUACAAUUGAGCCCCAAUACCUUCACAAAGAUGACAAAUUUAAGAAUUCUCAAAAUUUGUCAUCGUUGGUAUUCAUUCAAAGAGAAAAAUAAUUCAGAGCUUCCUUUUGAUCUUGGCUCUUUUCCUAAUAAAUUAAGGUGUUUUCAUUGGGAUCUAUAUCCAUUGGAGUUUUUGCCAUUAGAAGGCUAUUGUUUCGAGAACCUUGUUAUGCUAUGCAUGCAACAUAGCAAUAUUAAAAAGCUUUGGGAUGGACUGCAGGAUCUUGUGAAUUUAAAGAUGUUAGAUUUGAGGAGGUCCAGACAGUUGAUGGAGUUGCCUGAUUUCUCUAGGGCACAUAAUCUUGAAGAAGUAUAUCUGUCGGGAUGUGAAAGUUUAUGUAGUGUUCAUCCAUCUAUUUUUUGUCUUCAAUCUCUUGUUACAUUGGAUGUAUCUCAUUGCAAGAAAAUAGAGAGUCUUGAUCAUGGCUCUUUUCCUAAUAAAUUAAGGUAUUUUUCUUGGGAACAAUAUCCACUGGAGUCUUUGCCAUUGGGCUUUUGUGCUAAGAACCUUGUCGAACUUUGUAUCAUGGAUAGCAAUAUUAAAAAGCUUUGGGAUGGAGUGCAGGAUCUUGUGAAUCUAAAGACAUUAUGUUUGGAUCGGUGUAAACAAUUGGUGGAGCUGCCUAAUUUCUCUAUGGCACGUAAUCUUGAAGGAGUCUAUCUCGGGGGUUGUGAAAGUCUACAUAGUGUUCAUCCAUCUAUUUUAUCUCUCCAAUCUCUUGUUGAAUUGGAUGUCUCUAAUUGCAGGGAAUUAGAGAGCCUUGAAAGUGAGACUCAUUUAGAAUCUCUCUCUGACCUUCAUGUUCAUGAUUGUCAAAGCCUCAAGAAAUUCUCUUUAUCAUCAAAGAAAUUGGGAAGUUUGUGUAUCGAUGGGACUGGAGUUGAAAUAUUGCAUUUUCUACCAAUGGGAGGUUUCACGGAACUCAGAGAUCUUGAGAUUUUUAGUGAAAGAUUAAGGAGCCUUCCGAUAAGUGAGCUAUGUGGCUUGACAAAUCUUGAGGCAUUUGAAAUUUGGGAUUUCCAGCAGGUGAUUCACACAACAGAGCUGCGCUCUCUUUUUGAUGCUUGGCGUAAUUUAAAAAUACUAAGUUUGGAAAGACGCAAUUACUUGCUGGAAAUCCCUGACAAUAUCAAGGCCUUAACAAGCUUGAAACACAUUUCCUUGAGAGACUGUGAGAUGCUUAAGUCUAUACUUGGACUUCCUCCCUUCCUUGAAGAUUUAGAUGCUGAAGGAUGCACUUCAUUGGAGAUCGUAUUUUCUGACUCUCUAGUUCAAAAUCCAUGUCGAUUUGAUUUCCAGGAGUGUAUAAAGUUGGAUGAGUGUUCUCUUCUCUUCAUUGAGAAACUAACUCAUUUCUCUUUCACUUCAGCCAAGGCUAAGUGGCUUCCUAAUGUUGGGGCUUGUUACGCGGGAAGCAGAGUUCCAAAAUGGAUGGAAUAUAAACAUCAGACAGAGACUUCCAAUGCUAUCGAAUUCAUUUGCAAUCUCGAACGAUCACCCACCAUCUUGGGUUGCUGCGUUGUUCCUCCUCAUCUCUGCUUACCUUCCGUGCAAAGUGUCUACUGUGAUUUCUCUUAUGAUGAUAGCAACAAGUCCUGCAAUUCAUUUCCUUUAUAUUCGGGGUGUAAAAUGGAGCCGUCUCAUGUUUACAUAUGGAACCUGGAAGUGGGAAGGGAAUUGAGAAGGGCUUCGUUUGGCACUGGAACAGGUAAUGUUGCCAAGAUUUCAUGAGAAUUCUAUGCGGAAUAUUGCAAUGAUGUUUAUCCAAAUAAUAGAGAGGUAGCGAAAGUUCCAAUGAAAGCAUGUGGAGUGCACGUGACAUAUAACUCACAGUCGGACUCGGAUGAAGAACGACUCCCUCCAACAAAUCUCAUGAUGACUUCACUUGUCACCCCUUGCAACUGAAAUUUAUUCGCAAGAGCAAACGAAAGCAUCACCACCCACACAUACAGUUUCUUUGAUAUGUCUUUGCAGUUGCUUCUUGUCCCAAGAGCAGGUCCAAAAUGCAAUGGUGAACAGUCUUUUUGCUAAUGGUCGUUGAGGUGUCUUUGACAUGUGAAUCAUAUGUAACAAGAUUAAUAUUUUUGUGACACUUUCAUAUUUAAUUUUCUUAUAGCAGAAACAUCAUUAUCUCA
This is a messenger RNA of Prosopis cineraria, 3943 nucleotides long. Its product is annotated as disease resistance protein RPV1-like. NCBI's taxonomy places the organism in Eukaryota, Viridiplantae, Streptophyta, Magnoliopsida, Fabales, Fabaceae. Gene Ontology annotation, molecular function: ADP binding. The transcript is spliced from 7 exons. Gene Ontology annotation, biological process: signal transduction; defense response. The coding region runs from base 144 to 3539 and encodes 1131 amino acids. The record is from RefSeq and is a predicted model, not a curated record.